Messenger RNA from Dioscorea cayenensis subsp. rotundata (Guinea yam), 303 nucleotides. RefSeq names its product stigma-specific STIG1-like protein 1. The record is from RefSeq and is a predicted model, not a curated record. Bases 1 to 303 code for a protein of 100 amino acids. The transcript has a single exon. NCBI's taxonomy places the organism in Eukaryota, Viridiplantae, Streptophyta, Magnoliopsida, Dioscoreales, Dioscoreaceae.
AUGAUGACAUUGUUCAUGGCUUUGGGCAGUGCUCAAAGAUUUCCCAUGACGUGUGAUAAGUUUCCCAGGGUUUGCAGGGCAAGAGGAAGUCCAGGUCCAGACUGUUGCAGGAGAACGUGUGUUAAUGUUAUGAUUGAUAGCUUUAAUUGUGGGAAGUGUGGAAGAAGGUGCAAAUAUGGAGAGGCAUGUUGUGGAGGGAACUGUGUUAAUGUUUUUUAUGAUCCCAAGAACUGUGGAGGUUGCAAGCGUAAGUGUGUUAAGGGUGCUUAUUGUAGUUAUGGGAUGUGUAGUUAUGGUUCUUGA